GCGUUUCGAAUUUCUCCGUCUGGUUCCAGAGGCAGAGAGCCCUUUCGUAUUGGCCGCUCACUCAAUUUCUCGUCUUGUGCUCAGGUGCCCCGAUGAGGGAUCGGCGGACUGCGCAAGGUGCCCCGCUGCUGUUGUUACUCACGACGACGCUCACCACAGCCGUGAGCGGGGCCUUCGAACCCGAGAGAAUGCCCUGGACGCGGUUUCCACGUCUGGUGUCGUCAGACUUGGAUAUGGAACCGGGAAAAGCAGAGCUGUUUGAAGGUGAUAUCAUCGUUGAUCGAAUUCCUCAUCCAGAUUCUAUUGCGUCUCAUCAUCUACAUAAUCCAUCCAACAGACAUCGCAGAAAAGAUGUUCGUGGGAGACAUUUUCGACGUCGGCAUGGUCGAGCAGCGACAGCUAGGACGGAUAGACUCUGGCCUCAUGCUGUCAUCCCUUAUGAAAUAGAAGCCAAUUUUAGUGGCGAACACAGAGCACUGUUCAAGCAAGCCAUGAGGUAUUGGGAAAAUGAAACCUGUGUACAAUUUGUUGAGCGAUCUCCCUCUCAACAUCCCGAUUAUAUCGUCUUCACAGAAAGGGCAUGUGGUUGCUGUUCUUUCGUGGGUCGAAGAGGCAACGGAGCCCAAGCUAUAUCCAUCGGUAAAAACUGCGAUAAAUUUGGAAUUGUUGUUCACGAACUGGGUCACGUGGUGGGAUUCUGGCACGAACAUACGCGACCAGACAGAGACAAGCACGUGCAAAUCAUAUCUAGAAACAUUGUUGCUGGCCAAGAAUAUAACUUCAACAAGCUCACAGAUGAAGAAGUCAAUUCUCUGGGACUAAAUUAUGACUAUGAGAGUAUCAUGCAUUAUGCCAGAAAUACCUUUUCUAGGAGCUUGGCUCUAGAUACUAUAUUACCCGUUCGAGGCAAAGUUGUUGAGAUUGGCCAAAGGCUUCGUCUCUCUUCUGGAGACAUUGCCCAAACCAACAAGCUUUAUAAGUGCCCAGAAUGUGGUCGAACUUGCCAUGAACCGUCCAGUCACAUUCAAUCUCCAGGUUUUGAAUAUGGGAAGUUAGGACCCUAUCACUGCGUGUGGCGAAUCUCUGCUACCCAAGGAGAAAGAAUUAUCUUCGAAUUCACAGCAAUGGAUAUAGAUCCUUCCUGCAAUGAAGGAUAUUUAGAGAUACGAGAUGGUUACUGGAGUAAAUCCCCUCUUCUCGGCAGGUUCUGCGGCAAUAGAACUUUGGGAGAGAGAUUUGUAUCCACAGGUCACAGAAUGCUUGUCACAUACCAUACUACAGAUGCGGGCUCAAUUUAUAAGGGAUUUCAAGCCAAAUAUGAAGCUUUAUGUGGCGGCUUGCUGGAGCAAUCGGAAGGUACACUCCAAAGUCCUAACUAUCCGGAUGAAUAUCUAGCUGAUAAAGAAUGUAUUUGGAAAAUUGCAGUUUCUCCAGGAAGCCAAGUGGCACUUACAUUCCAGGCGUUUGAAGUAGAAUACCACGACAAUUGUGCAUAUGAUUUUGUCGAAAUUCGUGAUGGACUGGAACUUCAUAGUCCUCUCCUGGCCCGUCUUUGUGGAUAUAAAAUCCCAGAAGAAGUUCGAUCUAUUUCGAACAAAAUGCUCAUUCGUUUCUUUUCUGAUAGCUCAAUACGGAAGAUGGGGUUUUCCGCUACUUUCGUCACAGAAACUGACGAAUGUUUUGCUUUCAAUCAUGGCUGCCAACAGAAAUGCAUAAAUACCGUAGGCAGUUAUCGAUGCGAAUGUGAUAUCGGAUACGAGCUCCACUCAGAUGGAAAGAGGUGCGAAGACGCAUGUGGGGGCAUUUUGAAAGGCGAGAAAGGCACUAUCACUAGUCCUUCAUUUCCCGACCUCUAUCCAUCCAACAAGCAAUGCAUCUGGGAGAUAAUGGCACCGCCGCAGUUUCGCAUCACUCUCAACUUCACUCACUUCGAUUUGGAAGGAACUAACCAAGAAUGUGAAUACGACAGUGUAGAUAUUCGAAGUCGAACGUCCGUAGAAGAGGAAUGGAAGAAACAAGGUACCUAUUGUGGCUCAAGACUUCCUGCGAUCGUAACAUCUGAGGGAAAUGUCUUGAGAAUAGAAUUCACUUCAGACAACUCAGUACAAAAGAGCGGUUUUGCUGCUCUGUUUUUCACAGAUCAAGACGAAUGUGCCUCAGAAAACGGUGGCUGCCAGCAAAUCUGCAAAAACACUGUUGGAAGUUAUGAGUGUUCUUGUCACAAUGGUUUUGUUCUUCAUCCCAAUGGGCAUGAUUGCAAAGAAGGUUCUUGUGUGCAUCAUAUAUCUUCGACCGAUGGUGUUGUCGCCAGUCCCAACUAUCCGGACCAAUACCCUAGUAGGAAGGAAUGCACGUGGAAGUUCGAAACCACUCCAGGGCACAGAAUCAAGCUGGUUUUCGAUUCUUUUGAAUUGGAACCGCAUCAAGAGUGUGCCUAUGAUCACGUGGCACUUUAUGAUGGAGAUUCCGCUGAUUCUCCUUUGCUAGGAAGGUUCUGUGGCAGCAAAAUACCUCAUCCCAUCAUAUCCACUGCCCAAACAAUGCUUAUGGCAUUUCGCUCAGAUCCAUCUGUGCAAAGGAAUGGAUUCCGUGCUACGCAUUCUACUGUGUGCGGAGGGCGUCUUAGUGCUGGACCUCUACCGGCUCUCGUAUAUUCCCACGCUAAAUAUGGCGACCAAAAUUAUGGAAACAGAGCGGAUUGCAAUUGGAUUGUGACAGCCCCUAAUUCCGGAAAAGUCCGGAUUAGAUUUCAAAGUUUCGAUCUGGAGCCAGAACAGGAGUGCGCGUACGACUAUGUCCAAGUGCAGGACGGAUUCGAAACCAGUCCAAACCUUGGGAAGUUUUGCGGCAAUAAGAUCCCGCCUGAAAUGACGUCAUCUGGAUUUCGUCUUCUUAUCCGCUUCCAGUCUGAUGAUAGCAUUUCCGGGAAGGGAUUCGCUCUGGCCUAUUCAGAAGUUUUUUACUGACCAUCUUCAAUGAACAUUUCUUCCGAAAGCCAUCUACUGCCAACUGGAAAAUCCGAUUCUGAGGAUUUUCAUUCUGUAGCUCGCGUGACGUGUCCAAUAAAUGUUUCGUUGUGUCGAA
Molecule: messenger RNA, 3084 nt
Organism: Stegodyphus dumicola
Lineage: Eukaryota; Metazoa; Arthropoda; Arachnida; Araneae; Eresidae
Product: tolloid-like protein 1
Biological process (GO): dorsal/ventral pattern formation; protein processing
Molecular function (GO): zinc ion binding; metalloendopeptidase activity; calcium ion binding
Source: RefSeq, a predicted model, not a curated record